GUUGCUGCUGAAGUCUGAUUGAUACACGACAGAAAUUUAUCAUGGGACAGAGUACUUCACGAGUACAACCGUUUACGGAGAGCGAGCAGGUCUACGACCUCCCUCACAGUAAACCCCCAAAAUCCAGCCCCGACACGGCAGAGAAACAUCAUCCUCAUCGGCCUGAAGAGAAGACUGUUGAUGAAGGGGAGGGAACUGUUCUUCCCACCUCUCCUCUGAAAGAGAAAAAGAAGAGCAAUAAAAAGAAAGUGGGCCACUUCUUUAAAUGGUUCUCUUCCCGUUUGAGGAAAAAAAUCACCAAAAGCAAGAUCUCAGGUCAGGAUGAGAUGAAAGACCAAGGUACUGAGACAGAAACAUCCGGGAGAACCGACGAUCAGAAGCCUCAACAGCCCAUCUGCAGAUCUGUAGAGGUCACUGAUCUCGAGGAACCUCACACCAGUGUUCUUCAAGUCCCUCCUGCUGCUGAGCCUCUGGUGCAGAAAGAUCUCCAAACUCAAGACCACGAUGCUCCAGUCAGUGUGAGAGCAGGUGAAGUGUCUCCUCUGAUGAUAGAGUUGGACAGCAAUGAAGUGGACACGAGACCUGAAGACAACAUUUGCCGCCGAUAUGCAAUUGGCAGCAAGCUGGGUCAAGGUGGAUUUGGCGCCGUCUAUAAUGCGACUCGUUUAGAGGAUAGACUUAAGGUGGCUGUGAAAUUCGUCAAAAAGACAAAACACACAGAAUAUAUCAGCAUUCCUGAUCAUCCCAAGCCCCUUCCCAAAGAAGUCGCCCUGACAAUUCUGGCCAAUAAAGACCCAGUGAUGGAUAUUAUUAGGCUGCUGGACUGGCAGGACCAGCAGAACUUCUACGUCAUUGUCGUCCAGCGCUUCUCACACUGCAUGGAUGUUUUACGCUUUGUGCAACGCAAUGGAGGCAGCAUCGAUGAGAAGUUAGCGAAGCUCAUCAUGUUUGGGGCAACACUAGCCGCCAGUGCAUGUUGUAGACGUGGAGUUUACCAUGGGGACAUCAAGUUGGAGAACCUGCUGAUAAACUUGGAGAACCUCCAAAUCAAACUAAUUGACUUUGGAUGUGGCAGUGUCCUGACAGAAUCUGCCUACACAAGCUUCAGUGGAACAGUUAUGUACUGCCCUCCCGAGUACAUACUGAAGGGGGAGUUCCAUGGAAAGCCAGCGACGGUCUGGUCUUUAGGGAUCCUCUUGUUCAGAAUGCUGUGUGGACACUUUCCAGAUAGUUACGACUUCUACAGGACCAACUUGAACACCUGGUCCAAACCUGGCUUGACAGAAGAAUGCUGCUAUUUGAUCUGCUCCCUUCUGCAGCAAAAGCCAGAACGUCGGAUUGAUCUGGACAGGAUUGUUUACCAUGACUGGUUUUAGGUAGCAGUAAAAUUUGUCAAAAAGUCAAAACAAGUGGAAAGUAUCAGUAUUUCUAAAGAGCCCAAGGCCCUUCCCCAAAACGUCGACCUAUCAAUCCAGUGAUGGACAUUAUUAAGCUGCUGGACUGGAAGGACCUUCAGGACGUCUACAGUUCGUCAGUCGUCCAGCGUUUAUCACACUGUAUGGAUGCGUUCCACUUUGUGUAACACAAACAGAGGCAGCAUUGAGCAUCCUCUUGUUCAGAAUGCUGUGUGGAUAUAUUCUAGAUAGUUUCAGCAUCUACAGGACCAACAUGAACACCUGGUCCAAACCUGGCUUGACAGAAGCGGAGUUCUUCUCCACAAGUACAAUUCUACUACAAAACUUUAUAGGAUUAACUGGAGAUGGCAUAUGGAUAAUGCAGCAAUUUAUCCUGUUUUACUGACCUAAAGAGCUUUCAGCUUGGAAUAGAGCGAAUGUAGUUUACAGUAAUAAUCAGACGUCUCUUCCAUCUUUCUGCACAGAAUGCUGCCAUUUGAUCUGCUCCUUUCUGCAGCAAAAGCCAGAACGUCAGCUUGAUCUGGACAGGAUUAUUCACCAUGACUGGUUUUAGGUACUGCGCCUAAGAUGAGCUAAAAACAAUUAAAAACAGCAUCUGUUCUAAUAAUGAAUUUAACAAUAAAGCUAAUUUCUGUGUUUUGUUCCAGGUGCAAGACCGAUCACUGUCACUCUGAAAGUGUCAUCUGUGGAGAUGUUUCGUCUUCGUCCAUCCACUUUAACAUCUUACAGGGCCAGCAAGCUCUGGUAGCAUUUGUGCCUUUGGCUUGAGGCAGCAAUAUUAACAACUGGAGAUGUUGCUUGCUGAAGGAUGUGAAAAUGUAUGUAUUUUUGUAAAUAAACUAAAAAAAAUGUUAUUACUGCUUCUGAAAGGCAAAGAAUUCUACUUUUUAGUAAAAAAAAUUUAAGUUCACUCACUUAACUUAAACUUCUAUAUUUUACAUUUUAUAUUCACAGAAUGAAACCGUGGACAUUAAGUCUUUGCAGACAAAAUGCAAUUAAAUUCAAAAAUAACUUUUCUGUAUCACUAGAUCAAAGAUGCUGUCAGAAGACCAAGAGAAUGAUUUUAUUUCCAAAAUGUUAAUGUGAUUGAUGAUAGUGGUCAGAAAAACAAAA
Messenger RNA from Carassius auratus (goldfish), 2528 nucleotides. RefSeq names its product serine/threonine-protein kinase pim-2-like. NCBI's taxonomy places the organism in Eukaryota, Metazoa, Chordata, Actinopteri, Cypriniformes, Cyprinidae. The coding region runs from base 42 to 1376 and encodes 444 amino acids. The record is from RefSeq and is a predicted model, not a curated record. The transcript has 9 exons. Gene Ontology annotation, biological process: regulation of mitotic cell cycle; protein autophosphorylation; negative regulation of apoptotic process. Gene Ontology annotation, cellular component: cytoplasm. Gene Ontology annotation, molecular function: ATP binding; protein serine/threonine kinase activity.